This is a messenger RNA of Phytophthora infestans T30-4, 1755 nucleotides long. RefSeq names its product dual specificity tyrosine-phosphorylation-regulated kinase, putative. The coding region runs from base 1 to 1755 and encodes 584 amino acids. Gene Ontology annotation, biological process: peptidyl-serine phosphorylation; peptidyl-threonine phosphorylation. The transcript has a single exon. Gene Ontology annotation, molecular function: ATP binding; protein serine/threonine kinase activity. Lineage: Eukaryota; Oomycota; Peronosporomycetes; Peronosporales; Peronosporaceae. The record is from RefSeq and is a predicted model, not a curated record.
AUGGACGCCUCUCGCUCGGCGCGUCCGGCUCGGCGAGCGCAGCGCCUGUUGCCGGCGCUCACACCAGCGCCGCCCAGCUCCGGCUCAGCUACAGCUUCACAGAAAUGGGAACAGAUCCAGCAGCCCACUGACAGCAACAGCGCGCCAAUCGGAAAGAAAUCAUCCUCUAUAGCCCACAUUUUCUUCAACCGACGACCAUUAGACUUGAUUCGUCGAACUACCAGCUCUUUAUUAGCCACCAGUGGCAACUCCGAGCCCUCGAGUGUCGUCGUGACACCGCCGGUCACCGAAGAGCGCAAGUUCUGGCAGCCACAUCGUCCUCUCGGCGACAAGAGCGGGCGACGGAGACUGCAACAACUACAACACAAAGAGAAAGGCAACAGACCGCAGCCGCAACGAAGACUGCGACUCAGUGAAGAUGCCGAAACAGAGCAGAGGAAGCAACACGAGCAAGACACUCGAACAGAAACAGCAACAGAGAUAUGUCCUCCGACUGGCCAACAGUUCUUGAUGGAUACAGAAAAAGCAGCGGAGCUCACGGCGCUGGAGCGGGCGGAGAUCUUACAGUGCGACGAGAUCCGCUUCGUGUCGACACUUGCAGUCAAGCGCAAUCGCCGCAAUGGCAAGAUCCAGAACGAUCUGCCAAUACACGGAGACGAGGCGGCAGCUCACGUUGAAGAGGAAUCAGACGACUUUCCUACAUGUACCGAAUUAUGCAACGACGGCUACGAUGACGAGCGCGGAGACUACUUGGUCUUGAUAGGAGACCACUUAGCCUUCCGAUACGAAGUACUGAGUGCAUUAGGUCAAGGAUCGUUCGGCCAGGUGGUGUGUUGUCUGGAUCAUCGCACUGGCAAACAGGUCGCUGUCAAGAUCAUUCGUAAUCGACGGAAAUACCGCGACCAGGCUCUCGUGGAGGUGGAACUUUUGACACAACUCCAACGUAGUGGCGACAACGCGCACAUUGUGCGCAUGGAGGAAUAUUUCCAGUUCCGUGACCACGUGUGCAUCGCCUUCGAGGUGCUGGGCAUCAACUUGUACGAUUUCCUCAAGUUGCGUCACUUCCACGGUCUCCCCAUGCGCAGUGUACGCACAAUUGGCAAGCAAUUGGCCCAAUCUCUGGCAUUCCUCAAACAGGAGCAGAUCGUCCACUGCGACCUCAAACCUGAGAAUAUUCUGCUAGAUACGACGACUAUACCAGGAGAUAAUGGCAUCGUGGACAACGUGACACUCAUCGACUUCGGCAGUAGUUGUCUGGAAGGAGCUCCCAUGUUCACCUACAUCCAGAGUCGCUUCUAUCGCAGUCCAGAAGUUUUGCUUGGCCACAUGUACUCUGGUGCUAUCGACAUGUGGAGUUUUGCCUGUAUCCUAGUCGAGUUGCACGCGGGUCAUCCGAUUUUUGCCGGUGAGAACGAGCGCGAACAGUUUGCCUGUAUCAUGGAGGUGCUGGAUGUGCCUCCAAUUGAAAUAGUGCGCAAUAGCAAGCGACGGCUAAACUUUUUCGAUGAAGUGGCCAACCCGGCGGAUAUCAACACUGUGGACUACACACCCAAAGCGUUCGUGAACUCACGUGGUCGUCGACGCUCGCCGGGAUCGCGAAGUCUUGUCGGCGCUGUCAAGUCUGAUGAUCCGGAAUUUUUGGCCUUUUUGGCAAAAUGUUUCGUUUGGGAUCCAAGUCAACGUCUCACUCCUGAACAAGCUCUUCAGGAACCUUGGAUACUUCACCACGUCAACCCUGUAGAAUAUGAGUUAUAA